Messenger RNA from Lotus japonicus, 567 nucleotides. RefSeq lists its product as uncharacterized. Gene Ontology annotation, molecular function: RNA-DNA hybrid ribonuclease activity; nucleic acid binding. Bases 1 to 567 code for a protein of 188 amino acids. The transcript has a single exon. NCBI's taxonomy places the organism in Eukaryota, Viridiplantae, Streptophyta, Magnoliopsida, Fabales, Fabaceae. The record is from RefSeq and is a predicted model, not a curated record.
AUGGUGUUUGAGGCCCCGGGGUGGCGUGUGAAUGAGGCAUGGAGGCGAUUCUGCUAUGAGCAUGAUGAGAUCCUCAGCUAUGGCAUUCCCAACGAAAUUGAUAUUGGUGAAGAGAGAUUGUUGCAGCAGUGGUGCUGCCCACCUGAAAGAAAAAUAAAGCUCAACGUGGACGGAAGUUUUAUGUUGGCGAACCUUUGCAUGGGUGGCAGAGGGAUUUUGCGUGCUUCCAAGGGCUCUUGGGUUGUUGGGUUUCACUCUCACGGUGAUGGUGGGAAUGCUCUCGUCACGGAAGCUACGACCCUUCGUGAGGGCUUGGACUUGGCCUGGAACAAGGGUUGUCGGUUCAUCUUGUGUGAAGUGGAUUGCAAAGACUUGCUUCAAGCAUUGGAGGAUGAUGAGAGUAUGCGUUUCCUCCCAGUUUUGCAGGAGGUGCAGGAGAGGUUGCAGAACCAGUGGUUCAUGGAACUAUCAUGGAUUCCGAGAGAUUGCAACAAGGUCGCAGAUUGGCUAGCGCACCAAGGUGUAAUGAUUGAUUUGUCGGGUGUUCGUAUCUUCGAUCAGAAAUGA